AUGAGCUCUAUCAAGGACUUGAUGAAAGGAUACGAACAAAAGGUAAGUCACACCCACAAGUAUAACACCAUGCUUACCUUGAAUCAAAAAGAGAAGGAUGAUUCCAAGAUUUCAUUUUCUCAACAACGAGUGAUGGAAGAUUGGAACAAACAAAAAACUGUCAAUCAAAAUCCAUACGAAAAGGGUUACGUUCCAUCCAUUACCACCUCUCAACACAAGAAUGAAAUGAAACGAGAAGUCGUGAGAGAUGUCAAAAACGGGGUACCAAUUUCUCCAAGUCAUAAAAGCAGCAGUAGUAGUGGAGGUAGCAACAACAGUAGUCCUCGUAGUGGAAGUAAUAGUCCAAGUAAUAGUAGUGGUAGUGGAGGAGGAGACAAGUAUGCCGAGUUGGAGAAAUUGGCAUCUUUACGGGAUAGAGGAAUCAUUACUCAAAAGGAAUUUGAUUUGAAGAAGAAACAACUUCUUGGAUUGUAA
Messenger RNA from Naegleria lovaniensis, 474 nucleotides. RefSeq lists its product as uncharacterized. The transcript has 4 exons. Lineage: Eukaryota; Heterolobosea; Eutetramitea; Acrasida; Naegleriidae. The record is from RefSeq and is a predicted model, not a curated record. Bases 1 to 474 code for a protein of 157 amino acids.